Lasiosphaeria miniovina is the source of this 2048-nucleotide messenger RNA. RefSeq lists its product as uncharacterized. The transcript has a single exon. Lineage: Eukaryota; Fungi; Ascomycota; Sordariomycetes; Sordariales; Lasiosphaeriaceae. Bases 119 to 1813 code for a protein of 564 amino acids. The record is from RefSeq and is a predicted model, not a curated record.
UUCCUGUCUGAGGAAAUCCGAGGCACAGAUUUAUUGUCCUCCUCCUCCCUGGAACUCCGACUUUUACAGCACGCUCUCGAGUCGACCAGGUCAGCCUGCGCUUCUAACCACCGUCACGAUGCGGCCCAGACUUGCUCUUCUCCGCCGGGUGCUUGCCCGGAAACUCCAGUCGCCGCCGUUGCGAAGCUUUGCGGGAACCUCGAUCCACCGAACGCGACCACAGCUCCCUUUCCUUUCGGUGCCUACCAGAACACGCGCCCCCCAUCAGUUCCGCUACCUGACAACGGAGCGCAAGGCCCGACUCAGAUAUGAAAUCAAGCUUGGAAUUAAAUACACGUCGUACCUCUGGCUUGCUGCCGGCGCCGUUCUCGCUGCAGGCUUUGCCAUCUCCCAGGAAUCGCUCGAGCGGCAGUAUCCCACUCCCCACGAAUGGAGCUUCCUGACGCGCAUGCGGUUCCGUGGCGCCUUUUGUACGCGCGAUCAGACCAAUCCGCACCGCGCCACCGACUGGGUUGCUGUUAUGCAGUGGAUCAAAGGCUCGGUUGAGAGGCUGGAGAAUCCAAGCAUCGACGGCAAGGGUGUGCGCGAUGCCCCGUCAAACAGGCCUCAUGGCACAAAGGAUAUCGGUGCCAUGCCCGAAUCUUGGAGGAGGGGUUAUUACGAGACCAUGAUGAUCUACGCCAAAGCAGCUGAGCACUGCGAGGGUUGGGUGAUAGAUAAGACGAGGAAUAUGAUCUUCCCUCCGGGGGUGAUGAUCGGACCGUCGAACCUCCGGCCAAGACCCCUUCCAGCAGGGUUCCAUGGAGCGCCCAAGGAGGAGAACUGCGAGUUCCCAUUCGAGACACCUGAUGAUAUCUACUUGAGGAUCAUAUCAACCGAGGGCCUAACCAACCGCCAAAGAAUGGAUGCGAGCUUAGCGUAUGCUUCUUGGCUGGAAUUCAAGGGCAUCGCAGGGCCCGCCGGCAUUAUGUACGAGGAUGCCGUUCAGUUGGCGCUCUCGGAACUACCAUCGGCACCAACUGAGCCUCUAGAUCGCAAGACGUGGACUCUGAAAGAAGAUGCCGGCGAGCCGUCGGCAAACUUGCUCACGGCGCUCACGGCAUACGCAACCUACAGGGCACGACAAGGAGACGUCUCAUCGGCCCUCCCUAUUUUCGUCUCCAUCCUGAAAGCCCGCCGAAGUCUUCCCACCCUCGCUGACUCGGCCUCAAACCAACUAUGGGCACCACGGCGGGACACACCACCAGCAACCGCCACCGGCGCGGUAUCGGGCCUUGGCAAGUCCAUUAUCAGCUUCUUCGGGCCGCCUCCCUACCCAUCGCCUCCGGACGACGGCGUCGCCCCGCCCAUCAGAGACGCCAAGGAGCUGUGCGAGGAAGCCGCUCUGAGUCUGCACAUUGGCGAGAUCAUGUACACGGCGCCGAACGGCACUAGCAGAGAGGAGGGCCUAAGCUGGACCAGGGAGGCUGUCGACGUGACCGAGGAGCAGCUGCACAAGCUCACCUCGUCUGCCGCGGAUAAACCAGCUUCCAGGACAUGUCGGGAUUGCCUGUCGUCGGGCCUGCAGAACUGGUCCACGAUGGUAGCACAGCUGGCACGCGACGAGGCUGCCAAGACGGAAGCCGCUAAGGCUAAGAAGAGUAGUUCCACUUGGCUCAGUCUGUGGGGCUCCGAGACCGAGACCAAGAAGGAGGACACCAGCCGCUGGGCCGCCGAGGAAAAGGUCAUCCAGGAGCGUGAGAGGCGAGCAAAGGAUCUGCUCGACGAGCUGCGGCCGCCUGGCGCUGGGCUGGCUUCCCUUUUCACCGCUUAGUGCAUGGUGUUGUUUGUAUAUAUAUGUACACAACCCACGCAUGCUCAUUUAACAGAGACUCUCACCGACGUGGGCCGAAAUAAUGGCAUAGGGACGAACGCUCGUUUCACACCCGGGAACAAUCUCCGGUUGUAUAUGAUGUAACAGGUUAGCAUACCAGUUUGUAAAGAUACUAGUAUCAAGGGGAACGAAUACAUAUGUAGCUCAGUGUAUGAGAAAUUUCAUUCCUCUUGUA